Molecule: messenger RNA, 3782 nt
Organism: Prosopis cineraria
Lineage: Eukaryota; Viridiplantae; Streptophyta; Magnoliopsida; Fabales; Fabaceae
Exons: 14
Coding region: 47-3283 (1078 amino acids)
Biological process (GO): DNA damage checkpoint signaling; positive regulation of transcription by RNA polymerase II
Cellular component (GO): nucleus
Molecular function (GO): histone binding
Source: RefSeq, a predicted model, not a curated record
GCCAAAUUUUUCUUCGUCGACCUGCCUCUUCCUUUGGCUCUCUUCAAUGGCGUUGAGCUUUCCCCUCACUGCUGCAUCUCAGAUGGCAAGCUUAGGGCCUCGCCCUCCUCAGUUCUCCGAGGAUGUAGCUUGGCUUCCUUCUUGGUUUCAGAAUCUCAGAACAGAUGGAUCUUAUGAAUGUGAGAAGGAGUCCUACAUUCACCCCAGUGAAAAAGUAAAGGAUCUGGCAGUUUCUCAAGAAAAUCUUGGUGAGGGUAAAGACAUUAAUGCACUUUCCAGGGAAGAUGGGUACAAAAGCUGCCAUUUGUUCUUAUCUGGAGAAGAUAAUUCUCCCACUAGUCUUUUUUCAUCUCCAGGAAACGUAUUGCCCUUUAGUCUGCACCUUUCAGAUGUCGAUUCACUGUUUUCUCCAACCCAGGGUUUGAAUGCAUCUGAUAACUUAGUUACAUCAAGUAAAGUUCUGUCAGUGCAACCAACUAAAAAUUCUAUUGAUUUUGGAGAGAACCUGCAUUCUAUGAGGGGUAACCAUGCCUCUGAGCAGAAUAUGUUGCCUUGUUUCAUUCCUGCAACAGUGAAAAUGGAUGGUCCUAAAUGUCCUUCUGAUAACGUUGAUUCUGCUCGAAAACAGAGAGAAAAAUCCAAUGUCACAAGCUUCAAAAAUUCUGAUAUCAGUAAUGCAGUUGAACUUUCUAUUGCAGCGUCUGAGGCACUGGUCAUACAUGAAAUAGUAAAAAUGGAAUCAGUUUCAGAAACAUAUCCUGCUGAAGCUGUACUUGAAGUAGCCCUCCGUGUGAAGCAGGCUAGGCUUGAUGGGUUGGAAGAUGGCUUCCACUCUUCAAAUGAGGAUUCUGAUUGGAGUGAUACUCUUUCUGAUUUGAAUGAUUUUAAUAUGGAAGAUGCUUAUGAAGAUGUGGGGUUACCUUCCGGCAGCUUCCUUGAGGAACAUCACAGUUUAGCCAUGACUCAAGUAAAAGAUAUAUCUGAUGCUGCAAACUAUCAUGAUUGUGAUAAUAAACUUGGAGAGCAUAUAUCUCAGCUUGUAAAUUUAGAUGACAAUUCAGCAAAGAAACAUUUAGAAGUCAAUGCAGAGAUGGAGUUGCAGCAAAACGAAACCUCACCUGUACAUUCUAUAUGUUGUGAGAGGGAUAAGCAUUCUGAUAACCCUGGUUUGGGUCAUAUCUGCCAUCAUUUUGUACAGCAUACUUCCAAUGUUUCUGCCCUAAACCAGGCAGUUGGUCCAGCUGAUUUAACUUCAAACAGACUCCAAAACAGUGUCAAAUCUUCACUUGUCGGAAAUUCCAGAAAAACGAUUUUGGAAAAUUACUUGGCUCCUGACAGAUUUAAAAGCCGCUGGUUAGGUGGGUGGACAAGUGAGGAAUCGGAUCCAUCCCCAUUCAACCAGAAAAAUGCAGAACUUAAUUAUAAGUUUCUCAUCAGGGAGACGAGCUUUCUUUCCGAAUCUGCUGAUGAUGUUCCGGAUGAGAGUUCUUGUGUGCAACGAGAUGGUGGAACUGGUUCUCAAUUAAGCAUACCUUCUGAAACCUUACCCAAAGCUGAUGAGGACAUAUUGCAUUGUCAAAAUGUGGCCAAAUGCUCUAAUCUAUCACUUGAUGAUCCUCUUUGUUCAGUUGUUCCAUGUAGCAUUCCUUCAGAACUAACCAAUUCCAAACCUGAGAGUCAGGAUAUUGAUAAUGAUAUAAAUGUUCCCGCCAUUCCUGAAUUUGAAGUUGACAAUUUUCAGAGGACCUCAGAUCAUAAUGUUGUAUUAGGAAAUAGAUAUGAGCAAAUAAUGUCUUCACCAGACGGCGAAGAUAUGGUUCAACAAACGCCUCAGACGUUGACUAGUGUUGCUCAGAACAGUCGGAAACAGUUGAAGUCCCUUAAGACUUAUAGCAUGGUUGGCCCCAAUCAAUCUCUUAUCCAAAAAUGCAACCAGACACUACUGCCAACUAAUCAGCGGACGGGUGUUGCUGCACUUUCAGAUGAAAGGAGUUCUAAGGGUCUCCCUGCAUCCAAGUUCACAGAUGGAAGCAAAAUUGUGCAAAAUCAUGAACUCUUUGAUAAUCGCCGGUCAAAUAUAGAAAUGGGAAGUGAGAAGAGAAUCGAUGACUUAAAGGAAGCAAAUAAGAUUUCCAUUCCAGUGGAAUCAUCAGAAGAGAGGGCAUCAACUUCCAUUCUAAAUGGUAGGAUACAGCACUCCUUGCUGGAUCCGGAGGUUGUUGGGAAUGAUAUCAAUGUAGAGAAACAUCCAAACAAGCAUGUAACUCCGAAGUCUUCUGUUCAGAAUCAACAGAACAAACACCUUAAUGAGUUACAAGCUGAGUGCAAUGAAUUCCGUGAUGGAUAUGUCGGAGUCAAAAAGCAAGUACGUUUUUCAGAGGCAGAGGAGCGGCUUCAUCCGAAAAGGACUCUCUCGAAGUUGGAAUCUUCAUAUGAAAAAAGUUCGUCUGUCAGAGCGAAAAGAAGAAAAACUUCCAAGCCAUUGACAAAUUUUGUGCCUCAUAUGAAACAUUCUCUAACAAAUUAUUGCAGAAAGGUAAGGACGAAAUAUAUAUUUCAAGGCACUGAAUUCCUGCUCACUGGAUUAUCUAGUCAGAAGGAAAGAGACAUGGAAGCACUUAUAAGAAAUUCUGGUGGGGUGGUCCUAUCUGACAUUCCGUCUCCUCCAAUUUCGAGGAGAAAGAGAAGUUCUUCAUUCUCUCGCCUACAACUUCCUGUUGUUCUUUGCAUGAGAAUGCUGCAAACCGCCAAAUUCUUGUAUGGAUGUGCUGUCGGAGCCUCAAUACUAAAAGUUGAUUGGCUCACUGAUUGUAUUGCUGCUGGAACUAUUGUACAACCUGGGAAAUACAUGAUUCUUCAAAAUCGGAGUGACAUGAAGUUAACCGUAACAAGAAGGCCAGUUCGUGAUAGUAACCAAAAGCCAAUUUUUGAGAGAGCAGGGUUCAUGCUACAUGGCAAGCAUAAUUUCUGCACCAAAUUGGCAAGUGUUAUCAAGCAUGGAGGUGGACAGGUAUUCAAAACCCUUCACUGGUUAGUUAGGAGCAUUGAUGAAGGAAGGAUUUCUGUGGGAGCUAUUAUUGCAGAAAAUAAACCUUCUAUAUCACGUCACUUGAAAUACUGUGCCUCGGAGAAGGGCAUUCCUAUUAUGCCUUUUAGUUGGAUCAUUAAGAGCUUGUAUUCAGCGGAGCUACUUCCUUUCACAGAAGAAAAUCGUCCACUUCCAUUGCCAAUUGCUAAUGUACUAGAAGUUCCAGAUUCUUUGGAUAUGAGUGAAGAAAUAUAGUAGUGCUUCUGCAGCAGCAAUUUACUAGAUUUUUCAGAUAUGAAAUUAGUGGUGAUUGUUGAGUACACUUCAAAGCGGUGUUGGUUUUAGCAGAAGAGACUAUAGCUCUUGGACAUCCAGCUCAGCUCAAAUCUGGAAAAAGUCGGGUUGCAAUAUGGUUUAAAAUACCAGAUGCUUUGUCACCAAGAGGGGCAAAAGCCAAGAAGAAGAUGCAUCCAAGCAGGAUCCUCAUCCUUUACAAGUCAAACUGAAGCCUCAUCAUGUCACUUCACAUUUUUAUCCAUGAGGUAUUUACCCCAUGUUGUUCCCGUCAAGAUCCAAGAUUAAUCUAUGGAAGGAAUCUUCGUCAAGUUCAUAAACUUUUCUGCUUCCAGACACUUAAAAGGACUGCCAUUCCUUCCUCAAAUGCUCUGGAUUCACAACCUAAAAAAGUUCUGCUCUGUUAAUUUUUAGCAAGCAAUAAGAAAACCUGGCAGUCCGUCAAAUCCAAACCAAGAAG